UUCAAUUAAAAAUUUUGCUACAGAAGGAUAAACGAAAGCAUAGUAGUAAUAAUUCAUUCAUCAAUAGACAAAAAGUACAUGAUUUUAUAGAAAAAUGAUUAUAUAAGUAUUGUUGUAAAUAAGUCUAUUGAAAGGGUAUCACCACAAAGCAAAAUAGCUUAAAUGAAAGUGGUGACCACCUAAGAAACAAGACAUCACAAAAAGGACAAAAUACAAGACAGGACUGGGACUAAUACAAAACACAAAGAGUUAAAAAAUAAUUACUAUUGCGAUGAGUAUUCCACAUUCUGUAUUGGCUGGUGGUUGGAUACCUUUUGUUGUUGUGGUGGUGUUAACCUUCUUGUUCGCCUGGGUUUAUAUUCGUUUAUUUCAACAUCAUGAGCUGUCAGAAGUUUCAUCAACGUUGACAUCAGUGUUUGCACUUUUUGUAACAUUGCUGACAUCAGCACUGGUUCCAGUGGAUGUAUUUCUAGUUUCGUUCAUGAAAGACACGAAUGGUGCUUUUAAGAAUUGGGCUGUUGAUAAUUCCAGUAGAACGUCCAUUGAAAACACUGUGACAUAUACAUAUUACACAUUGUAUGGAUUGGUUUCGGUUUUCAUAUUUUUGUUACUACCAUUUAUGUAUUUUUAUUAUGAAGAAAAAGAUGACGAUGAUGUCAACACUAAGCAGAGGUGUUGUUCUGCUUUGAAGUUUACAGCAGUGUUUAUGCUACUUGCUGCUGUCAUAUUGACCACAGGAGCCUUGGUUCCACUUAAGAAACCAUACAAUGUGACAAGCAUUGAUGGCAAAUUUGAGUUUUUAAAGGAACAGCUCGAAACUUACUCAAAUGCGGAGAAAGCUAUGUCUGUUCUGGUCGGUGUUUUAUCUAUGUUUGGUAUGUUAUCACUCAUUAUGUAUACGGGAUAUGGCAUGUCUGCUUUACCCUUAGGAAUGAUUCGAUGUGGGAAAAGGUACAAAGAAAGUAAUGAAACUGAAAAUACAAGAAAGUUGACAAAAAGAGAACGCGAUGACGAAAAAGCAAGAAUGUUACGGGCUAAGAGUAGGGCUGGUCGUAACCUAACUCGCUUUGAGCGAAACGAAUUACGACGUAUCGAACAAGAUGAAAAUUUACGCCAUCGUCUUGAGAGAAAAAAGAUAAAAGGCGAAAGCAGUUGUUGUGGAAAGAUUUUGUUGAUGUUGAAACCGUUUCAAGUUGUGUUUGGAAUUGUGUUCUUGUCGAUAUCUCUACUUAUCAUGAUAUCUCUGACUAUUACAAGCAUUGACAAAGCAAUGAAUUCUCUUGGUGCAAGACAUGGGUACGCUCUCCCACAACCAAAGUUGCCAAACCCAGUGAAUAUUAUAAUGGUGCAUGCGCAGAAGGUGUUUCCAUUGGAUUACAUUCUAUUCACUGGUAUGACUUUAUUCUUCAUCUUUGCAUCAAUGAACGGUAUAAAACGAAUUGGCAUUUGGUGUUGUUGCAUAAAAAUGUUUAAGAUACGCACGAGACGUACCAUGCCACAAGCACUUCUCUUCAUGGUUUUUAUCAUGAUGUUCAUGGUGCUUGCGCUUAAUAUCGUUCUCUUUACAAUCACACCUCAGUACGUUCAAUAUGGUAACCAGAAGUACGCAUUUAAAAAUGGUACCCAAGUAGUGGAAGUAAAAAGUUGUACUACGAAUGCGCCUUCAGGCGACUGCGUGAUGAGUAGUGUGGCAACUAUUUUGAAUACGCUCUUUUACAAAGCAUGGUUCUUCGGAGCGUUUUAUUAUUGGUCUAUUUGGGCAUUUAUUGCGACGUAUAUGAUCGCCUUCAUCUAUAACUUGUACAACAUAUGUCGCACACGGCGCGAAGAGGAAAUGUUGAGCAGUGACGACGAUUCUGAUAGCGAAACAGAAAGAUUGGUGAACGCCUAAUCUUCCGUUUCACUCAAUAAGCGUCCUAGCAGACUGCACAGAUAAAUAUUUACGAAAUGAUGGUUUAAAUUUUUUAAAAUAGUUUACUGUUGUAGAUAGCGUAAUUUUGUUGUGUUAUUAGAAACGAAAUAUAAAACAAUCGUUUAAUAAGUGGGCAGCUGUGAACAUAUUUUUUUAAAAAACAGAUAAAUUGAGUGCAUAAUGAAACAGAUUUUAUAUUUCCAUUUUUAUUGAAUAUCAGAUAUCUUCAGACAAUAAUCUGCUGGGCUGUGCCUCUUAAAAUAUUGCUUUACCUUGGGUGAAUAGUCUUGAUACUCAACGAAAGGGCACGUAAUAUCUGCUUCUUGUUUAAAAAAUUUCGUAGGAAUUCUUUCUCUCUUAGGAUUGCUAAUGACAAACGAAUUUGUAUAUAACGUAAAAUAUAUGUGCAUAAAUUAUGAGUUCAUAAUGGCUGCUUGUAGCUAAAACAUCGUUUGACAAAUAAAAAAAAAUAGAUUCAGACAGUCCUGUUUUUCGAAACGUUUUCGCUUUUGCAUAUUUUUUUUCUCCAUAGUAUGGUAGAGGUAAAAUUCGAACUAAAAUGCACAUCAUAUACAAGGGCAUUUUGGAAUAGCCGGUCGGCUUCCCUGAAAUUGAACAGCCGACUUAUUACCACACUUGGAACCUACGAUCAAAUUUACUUGCAAUUUUCAGGGCUUUUUUUUGUUGCUAAAAUGGCUUUUUUUCCUAUACUAUCCACCCCAGGAUCAAUUCUUAAGAUUUUUAAGAAUUUUCUGAGCGACUCGCUUUGUAGGAUCAUAGGUGCCCGCUACAGAGAGGUCCAACUAUUAAUUUUGAAUCUUUCUAAUAUUUUGUUUUUUUAGAAUUUAAGUUCUUCAUGUUAAAAUUAUUGUACAUAUUUUAGUGUCAUUUGUAUCAUUAAUAUAAAGCGACUCAUUAUGA
Hydractinia symbiolongicarpus is the source of this 2833-nucleotide messenger RNA. RefSeq names its product probable lysosomal cobalamin transporter. The record is from RefSeq and is a predicted model, not a curated record. The transcript has 15 exons. Gene Ontology annotation, cellular component: vacuolar membrane. Gene Ontology annotation, biological process: protein localization to vacuole. Bases 272 to 1891 code for a protein of 539 amino acids. NCBI's taxonomy places the organism in Eukaryota, Metazoa, Cnidaria, Hydrozoa, Anthoathecata, Hydractiniidae.